Messenger RNA from Effrenium voratum, 831 nucleotides. The record is from the annotation of a GenBank genome assembly. NCBI's taxonomy places the organism in Eukaryota, Dinophyceae, Suessiales, Symbiodiniaceae.
GGUCGCGCCCGAGUUCGGAGGAAGGGCCGCCCUGGGCACGUGCAGUUGGCUGUGACCUCGUCCCACGUCUUCUGCGAGGUUUGGGAGGCCACAGGCAACGGCCAGCCGGGGAAGAAGCCGGACAGAGGACCCUGGAGAUUGGUGGUGAUUCCUCGAAGCGGCUCGCAGGGCCGAGGAGGCGAGGACCUGGCCGGCGGGCUGUCAGACUCCGUGGCUGCGGCGGCGGAGGACGGCGGCCUCCUGGAGAAGGCGGUGGCUUUCCGAAGCCGCGAUGCCUGGAGGUCGUUGCUCACGCAGAACCACAUUUGGUACCUCUUGAAGGGGCGCUCCCUUCAUGUCCUGCUGCUGAACCAAUCGCCGGUGCGGGUGGUCACCAAUUUGCUGAUCUUCGAAAACCGCGCCAAGGCGGCGGCCCUGUGCGCGUUGAACGGUUGGAACCCCAAGCAGCUUCCGCUGCUGACGCUCUUCCUGGGCCUGCAGUUCCGAGAGCUGGACGAGGUUCGCCAGAGCCUGGGCCUGCUGCGGCCGGACCAGGAGAUGCAAGGGUGCCAGAUGGUGAUGGACUUCAUCCACUCGGGGUACUCCUGCGCCUCAAUGGCCCCGGCCUUCCGGCCCGACACGGAUGCCGGCGGGGCCGGGAGCGGGGCCGGCAAGAGGAAGCCGCUCACGGAGAUCCCGCCGGCUGAAGUGCCGCAGCUCCCGUCGGACCGGAGCUUCGUGUCGCGCUUGCUGGCGGGGACGCCCAGACGGCGCUUGGAAUCUGAGGAGCAGGCGAUGCAGUUCGUCACCCGGCUGGCUCCGGGGCCCAGCGGCGGGCGAAAGCACCCGUGA